AUGUCAUUUGGUGGUAAGAGUGAAUACGAUCGUGGCGUGAACACCUUUUCCCCUGAGGGUCGCCUCUUCCAAGUUGAAUACGCGAUAGAAGCCGUGAAGCUGGGUUCUACGGCAAUUGGUAUUACUACAAAGGAGGGAGUGGUGUUGGCUGUAGAGAAAAGGAUAGGAAGUCCUCUUAUUGAGCCUAGUAGCAUCGAGAAGAUCAUGCAGAUAGCCCCUCAUGUCGGAUGCGCUAUGUCUGGAUUGACCGCUGAUGCGAGGACUCUGGUGGACCAUGCUCGUGUGGAGGCGUUGAACCACGACUUCACUUACAAUGAGCCCAUGCAGGUUGAGAGUAUUGUGCACAGCAUAUCUGACAUGGCAUUAGACUUCUCGAGAUCGGACGAUAAGAAGAAGAAAGGCGACAAGAAGAAGAAGACUAUGUCCCGACCUUUUGGUGUAGCCCUGUUGGUAGCUGGUGUGGACUCUGAUAACGGUCCUCAACUCUUCAUGGCUGACCCUAGUGGUUCUUAUACGAAAUACCGUGCUGCUGCUAUUGGCUCGGCCGCUGAGGGGGCAACAAGUCUUCUAUUAGAACAAUUUAAAGAGAGUAUGACCCUGAAAGAGGCUGAGGAUUUAGCGUUGGUGGUAUUACGGCAAGUAAUGGAGGAGAAAAUCACUGAGAUCAAUGUGGAAGUCGGGAUUGCUAAAGAUAGCGCUUUCAAGACGUACUAG
Perkinsus marinus ATCC 50983 is the source of this 714-nucleotide messenger RNA. RefSeq names its product proteasome subunit alpha type 5-2, putative. The transcript has 8 exons. The record is from RefSeq and is a predicted model, not a curated record. Lineage: Eukaryota; Perkinsozoa; Perkinsida; Perkinsidae. Gene Ontology annotation, biological process: proteasome-mediated ubiquitin-dependent protein catabolic process. Gene Ontology annotation, cellular component: proteasome core complex, alpha-subunit complex; nucleus; proteasome core complex. The coding region runs from base 1 to 714 and encodes 237 amino acids.